Messenger RNA from Trachymyrmex septentrionalis, 7016 nucleotides. It is a transcript of the gene ctrip, whose product is annotated as E3 ubiquitin-protein ligase TRIP12. NCBI's taxonomy places the organism in Eukaryota, Metazoa, Arthropoda, Insecta, Hymenoptera, Formicidae. The record is from RefSeq and is a predicted model, not a curated record. The coding region runs from base 747 to 7016 and encodes 2089 amino acids. The transcript has 25 exons. Gene Ontology annotation, molecular function: ubiquitin protein ligase activity; zinc ion binding. Gene Ontology annotation, cellular component: nuclear speck. Gene Ontology annotation, biological process: proteasome-mediated ubiquitin-dependent protein catabolic process; protein polyubiquitination; regulation of double-strand break repair.
GCUGGCUGUGGCUGGCUGGUCCCCGCUGAUCGUGUGCGCGCGCGCGUGUAUCGUGUGCGUGUCUGCUGGUGUCUGCAUGCCUGCCGUUGCCUCGUUAUCUCGCCUUGGCUGCGCGUGCUGGCAUUGCUGGUUUGGCACGGCUGGCUCGCUGGCGUGUGUGACAUUGGUGACGGGGGCGGAGCGUUCUGUGGCCACCCAGUUCUAGCCAACCCGUGGCUCGACAUUCCUGAUUCCGUCGACUCUGCUACAGUGCGCGUCCCGUCUCGAUCGCGUUCGGCGUGAAACGUUUUCCCCUCGUUGCUCGACGAUCGUCUAGCGAGUGUGUGUGCUUGUGUGUGUCUGUGUGUGUGUGCGCGUACGUGUAUAUGCGUACGUGCGUUACAGUGCGUUAUACCACACGAUUCCUCUGUGCGCCGUGGCGCGGACUCGCGGACAGCCACGAACGCUCUCUCAUUCCUCCGCCUCACUCGGCUGUUCUGGGCUGUUCUUCGAGCCCAGUGUCCGUGUCUCCCGUGUGGCGUGCCUAUGCGCUACGUUCGGUGUGUGAAACGAUAAAACGAAGGAAACAUCUCGUCUCGUUUCGUCUCGUCUCGUCGCGUUUAAUCACGUACCAGCAGGCCAAGAGUAAGAAUAUCCGAGCUAAAAAGGAUCGCGAAAUCUCGUCAUCGUCUCGUCAUUGUCGCCGCGAUGCCUUGGGCGUGUUUCUCCCGCAUUCAGACAGAAUAGUGGCAUGAGUCGAUUAAUCUAUGGCAGAUCAACAAGAUCAGUUGUCAUCAGGGGGGUCUGUAGAGAAGGCCAGUGCUUCAGCAGACACCUCUAAGUCAAGGGGGAAAAGCUCUAGUAGUGGCUCGAAUAGCUACAGAAAACGACAAAGUACUGGUGUGAUCCCAGAUAGCGUGGAAGAGAAGAGGCGUAGACAGACCACCAGUGACCUGCAGACAUCUCAAGUGGACAGUAAUACACCGCACACACAUUCGAUUGAUUCUUCCAAGGGAGAGGGCAGAAUCAGAGGUGAACGAAGAAGUCAUGGAGCUGGCUUAGAAUCUUAUUCAGAAACCGACUGGAGGUCUCAUCAUAAGAUUCACCAAGUCAGUUACAACAGUAGUAGCAGUACAAGAGUGCGUAGUGCAGCGAGGACGAGUCUACCAGAGUCAAGUUUAACACCUACCGAUUGUGUGGCAUCGCGAACACGUUCCCGUACACCACAGAAUCCUCAAGCAUUGACACAGGGAACUAGCAGUUACGAUUUGUCACUGCCCAGUGGAUACGGUAGCCGAAAGACAAGUACCUACAGCAACUUAGUAGCUUCAUCGAGUGCUACAUCGAUCACUAGUCAUCCAUCCACAUCGAGAGGAAGAGGAGGCCAGAGGAUGAGCGAAUGUCUGGAAGGAUUUGUGUCUGCUGUCAAAGCACUUUUUCCAAUAUCAACACAAACCUACCAUCAAGAAGAUUCGAAAUCUCACGGCGGUGCGACCUGUAGCGCAACGAGUAGCAGCACGAGUAGUCAAGUCCUGGGUGUCAAGUCCAGCAUCAGAGUGGGUAACGCAGCAAGUAACUCUGUGGAGAGUGGUGGGGGGGCGUUGGCACAUGACGGGGCAGGCACGAGUGGCAUCGCUUCAACAGCCACUGCCAAUCCACCUGUGUCUGCCACCGUUUCUGCCAACCCUACACACCCUCAUUCUACACACAAGCACCUGCUACGCUCUCGCGCGAAAGCUACCGGUGAACAGCCGAAGGAAUUGCCAUCUAGCAACAAGACUUCGGGGAAACAUCACAAGAAAGACACUACAACGGGUUCCUGUUCGAGUUCAAGACAUCGCUCUUCAUCACGCGUGAGGAAGCCGGUGGUGGAGAGCGGCUCCGGUGGAUUGGGUAGUGUAAUGUCAGGCAAUGACUCUAUCAGCGCUACCUCCGUAUCAUCCUCUAUUCCGAGCAGUCAGUUAGUCUCAACCACAGGUGAGGAGGAGUCAGCAUCAACUGCGACAUCCGCCACAGAUCGCGUCAUUCAAAAUUUCGAUUUCCUACUUGCACGCGAAGCUGGUGGAGGACCAUCUGGAAUGUCAGGAACGACAGGUGAUAGCGAAAGCGAUGAUGGAGAAGUUGGACGAUUGCAAGCUUUAUUGGAGGCUAGAGGUCUACCGCCUCAUGUGUUCGGUGCAUUAGGACCGCGGAUGCAACACUUGCUUAAUCGAAGCAUGGGUGCAAGUUCCGCUGCUAAAGCGCAACAACUUCUAGCCGGUUUACAAGCUGUUGAGGAUGAGGGAGAACAAUUGCAGGCCGUCAUGAACAUGGGAGAGAUUCUUGUAAUGGGCAACGAGGAUACUCUAACCGGUUUUCCUGUUAAACAAGUGGUGGCAGCUUUAAUUAAUUUAUUGGGAAUUGAACAUAAUUUCGCGAUAAUGACCCAUGCGUGUCGUGCUCUUACGUAUAUGAUGGAGGCGCUGCCACGGUCGUCCACUGUUGUAGUGGAUGCGGUGCCGGUGUUCCUACAAAAACUCGAAUCGAUCGAGUGCAUGGACGUAGCUGAACAGUGUUUGACAGCAUUAGCCAUGUUAUCACGUAGACACAGCAAAACAAUUUUACAUGCGGGUGGGGUUUCAGCCUGUUUGAAAUUUGUUGAUUUCUUCAACAUCACAGCACAACGUGCAGCGUUAACAAUUACUGCAAACUGCUGCCAAAAUCUUCAUCCUGAUGAUUUUCAUUUGGUAGUGGAUAGUUUGUCAUUAUUAACGAGCAGAUUAACGAAUCAAGAUAAAAAAAGCGUCGAGUGUGUGUGUCAAGCAUUCAGUCGAUUAGUUGACAGUUUCCAACAUGAUCCUGUAAUGCUGCAUAAAAUUAUCAAUGCUGAACUCUUACAGAAUCUACAACAGCUGCUCAUGAUUACGCCGCCGGUUAACAGCACUAACAAUUUCAUAACUGUAUUACGAAUGCUCUCUGUGAUAUCAAAUCGCUGUCCCGACUUGGCGCAAUUGUUGCUGCAACAAAAUAUAGCUUUCACAUUAAGUUAUCUUUUAACUGGAUCUCUGGAAGUUAAAACGGAAGACGUGGAGUUGGUGCCGCGUACACCGCAGGAGUGGUUCGAAAUUACGUGUUUAAUCGAGGAGCUUAUGCCUCCGUUACCAACAGAUGGAAUAUUCAGUGUAAAUAGUUUACUCGAAAGGACCAGCAAUCAACAGGAGACUGUCCAGUGGGAAUGGCGCGACGAAAGACAAUGUUCCCAUCCGUUCAGUACUAUAGAUUCUAGAAUUAUCGAGAUGGCGUUUCAAAAUGGCGAAGAUGAGAUAUGCCUUACUUCCUUAGGACGAACUUACACUAUAGAUCUGACUGUGAUGAAACAAAUUAACGAGGAUAUAGGAAUGACAAGAAGUAUAUUUCGGAGAGUAAACGCCAAUCCCACUGAGGGAAAGCGUCCAACUUGCUCAUCUAGUAUGGAUGUUGUGCCUCCGGUAAUUGAAACGAACGAAUGGCUAGUGUCUUUUAUUCGAACUUUAUUCUCUGUACUAUAUGAGGUUUAUAGCAGUUCAGCUGGACCCGCUGUAAAAUGCAAAUGCCUCCGAGCUCUUCUUCGUAUGGUGUAUUAUGCUUCAACUGACUUACUUAAGGAUGUUCUAAAGAAUCAAGUGGUUUCGUCACAUAUAGCUGGUAUGUUAGCGUCGCAAGAUUUACGUAUAGUUAUCGGAGCUCUUCAAAUGGCGAGUAUCUUGAUGAAGAGAUUACCACAAGUAUUUGGGGUUCAUUUUCAUCGCGAGGGCGUACUGCAUCAAGUUCGUCAAUUAGCAGAUCCCGAAGUACCUCUUGGUGUUUCACCACCUAAGUGCCCUUCUGGUACAUCAUUACCAAGCCCACAGCCAGGUCCGUCUAAUACACCACUUUCUUCCACCACAAUGUUGUCUUCUAGUAGUGCCACGUCUCCAGUUGUCUCUCCAUCUUCGAAUGGCAACAUAUUGUUCGGCACAAUCGCGUCGUCGUGCCAGUAUAAACCAAAUAUCAGUGCUUCGCUGGAACCACACAGAACGGAAUUAAACAACAGUGUAGAGGAAACAAGCGCACCGCAAAGUGCUCACUUAAGGAUUGGUGAUGUAUUGAAGAAAAAACGACAGAAUAAGAAGGGUCGUUUCUCGAGAUUGGGGGGCACCACCACACCGCAACAAACACAACAACCGGAGUCCCUGUUUACUGGUUUUACCCCGAAGAAUAAUCGAUUUUUGGGAAAUCUCAAUCCGGCCAAAUGGGGUCGGAAAUCGUCCUCGUCCAGUACUAGCAAUGACAAGAGAGACUCGAGCUCGUCCACGAAUUUGUCAAAACCACCAAGUAAUCCGAGCUUAACUGGUGGAAAUCGGGAUAAGGCAAAAGCAUGGGUACGCGAGCAAGCAGCCCAAUUUUUGGCAAGAUAUCAGGACGAUGCACCUUGUUCGCAUCCCGCCCUAACAGUUCUUGCUCGACUGACUGCUGCGAUACAGCGAUUGCAAUCAAAUGAAUUGGACGAAAUGCUAUCAGCACUAACAGAAUUAAGAGACAUAGUUCUCGAGAGCGAUAUAUCGCCGUUUGAAAUGAAUUACAGCGGCCUUAUCAAGGCUCUGUUGAACUACCUCACUACGACGGAUGCACCGGGUAAUCGUUACGACCGUCUUCGUAUGUUUUGGAAAUUGUUUGCGGAGUCUACCAUGCAACAGAACAACGAUAUUAUGGAUCUUAAUCCUGGGGCGUUUGGUGCUUUAGUAACGAAAUUGAAUAGCUGUGUUGCACAGCUAGAACAAUUCCCGGUGAAAGUUCACGAUUUACCUGCGGGUUCUGGCGCUGGCCGUGGCGGUACUAGUGCUCUGAAAUUCUUCAAUACGCAUCAACUUAAGUGUAAUCUUCAACGGCAUCCGGACUGUAAUAAUUUGAAGCAAUGGAAGGGCGGUACUGUAAAAAUAGAUCCGCUUGCAUUAGUACAGGCGAUUGAGCGUUAUUUGAUGGUACGUGGAUACGGCAGAAUACGGGACGCUGACUCGAUGGUCAGUGAUGACGACAAUAGCGAGGAUGACAUUGAUGAUACUCUGGCGGCAGUUGUGAUAAGCCAAGGACCGCCGAAACAUAAACUUCAGUUUUUAAUUGGCGACGUGGUCCUACCUUUCAACAUGACGGUUUAUCAAGCUGUCAGGCAAUUUGGAUGUUCCGGAGUGGAUCACUCCGAGGCAGAGGCCGAUAGUGAACCGCCACUUGGACACGAUGCGGUAUGGGUGCAAACCCAUACGAUAUAUUACAGACCUGUACCAGAAGAAGAUGCCGCAACCUCUCCAAAAUCAGGGUCGAGUUCACAGGGUAAUAGCAGGAAGGGAAAGGGAAAAAGUACAAAGAUUAGUUCAAAGAGAAAAGAAGAUAGUCUCUGGCUAGAAGGCAUGAUUCCUCUUCAACACUGUCCCCUCGCGCCAUAUCUAUCUCCCACAUUACCACCCUCAGUAACUAUCACAGAUGCCUCUCUCGAUGGGUUGUGUCUUUUGCGGCUCUUGCACGCUCUUAAUCGCCAUUGGGGCAUACUGUUCCCUCAUCUAAAAAGCAUGAGCCUGCUAUCACCUCAAGACUUCAUCAAUAAUAAGAUCGCCGCGAAAGCCAGCAGGCAACUGCAGGAUCCACUGGUGAUCAUGACUGGAAACUUGCCAUCUUGGUUACAACAGAUAGCAUCUGUCUGUCCUUUUCUCUUUCCAUUUGAGACGAGGCAGCUUUUGUUGUAUGCAACAUCGUUUGAUCGAGAUAGAGCAUUACAACGUCUCUUGGAUUCCGCGCCAGAACUUUCAGGAUCAGACAGUCAGGAGCGCGUUACGCCACGCUUAGAACGAAGGAAGAGAACUAUCUCGAGAACGGACAUUCUUAAGCAAGCGGAGCUAGUGAUUCAAGACUUAGCCUCUAAUAAAGCCUUACUUGAAGUGCAAUACGUCAACGAAGUCGGUACUGGUCUCGGUCCAACUCUGGAAUUCUACGCUCUAGUCUCUAAGGAACUGCAACGCGCUGAUUUAGACUUGUGGCAUGGCAGUUCGAAUCCUACUGAAAACGGAUAUGUUAAUUCCUCGCAUGGGCUCUUCCCGACGCCAAUCCCAUGGAACACUAAAGUAUCGCAUCUAGCAAAAUUGAAGACCAAGUUCAAAUUUCUUGGGAAAUUCAUGGCGAAAGCAAUAUAUGAUUCCAGAAUGUUGGAUUUACCAUUUAGUUUAACCUUCUAUCGCUGGUUACUGGGAGAGGAACAUACUCUUACAUUAGCCGACUUGGCAUAUGUAUGUCCCGACGUAUAUCGCACUUUAAGCAAGCUCCAGGAGGUCGUGAGGAAGAAAGAAGCUAUGGAGAAAGAUCAGACGCUACGACCGCACGAGAAAGCGCAAUUAAUUGAGGCUCUCGAUUUAGACACGUGCCCCAUUUCCGAACUGGGUCUUGUGUUUGAAUUACCGGGCUACGAGAAUAUCGAAUUGAGGAAGGGCGGUAGCGAAAUAUCCGUUACUAUUUACAAUCUGGAUCAAUAUAUUAAGUUAGUGGUACACUGGUUCUUAUACGAAGGAAUAUUCAGACAAAUGGAGGCUUUCCGGGAAGGUUUUGAAUCGGUAUUUCCUCCGUUGCAACUGAGACUAUUCUUCCCAGAAGAACUGGAAGCGGUAUUUUGCGGUCAUGCACAAACCGGCGGACAAUGGGACGUGAAAACUCUUGCCGAGUGCUGUAGGACUGAUCAUGGUUAUACACCGGACUCACGGGCCAUUCGUUUUCUAUUCGAGGUCAUGUCCAAAUACAACAGCGAAGAACAACGACAAUUCAUUCAGUUUGUCACCGGUUCACCGCGUUUGCCCGUUGGAGGUUUCAAAAGCUUAACCCCUCCGUUAACAAUAGUGCGCAAAACCUUUGAUCCGUCUAUGAAGACAGACGAUUUUCUACCAUCAGUAAUGACUUGCGUUAACUACCUAAAACUGCCUGAUUAUACCACUUUGGAAAUAAUGCGGGAAAAGUUGCGGAUAGCCGCUCAAGAGGGUCAGCACUCGUUCCAUCUUUCCUAG